AUGUGUUCGCACGUAAACCCUUAUAUAUUCUCGCGUGACUGCAAGGCUCACCUUGAAUGGCUGAGAAAAGUUUUUGACGUGGAAGUAGGAGAGAUGCACUAUUUCAAGGAGGACCCAAAGAAAAUUAUGCACACGUGCGUCAAAGUACAAAAUGGUGGCACUGUUAUGAUGGCAGAUUACAUGCCUGGAACGUCAGAAAAAUGCACUUCAGACAGGGGUUCUGCAAUCAGCUUGCAGUUUGAGAGAGGGCAAGGCGAGAAGUAUUGGAAAAAGGCCAUUGAAAAUGGAGGAACGGUUGAAUUUAAAUACGAAGUGCAGUUUUGGGGAAGUUACUUCGGGUCGUUUGUUGACCCCUUUGGAUUCACCUGGAUGAUUGUUGAAAUGGUCCCGGACGCCAAAGAGACAAAUCAAGAAUCGAAAUAG
Rhopilema esculentum is the source of this 423-nucleotide messenger RNA. Lineage: Eukaryota; Metazoa; Cnidaria; Scyphozoa; Rhizostomeae; Rhizostomatidae. The record is from RefSeq and is a predicted model, not a curated record.